AAUAUCGACAAUAACAUAUACUUUCAUUACUACUCAAAGAGACACAAUUCAUUCGCUUACUUAAUUUUUGUCACGUUGAAAUGGCAACACAACCUGAAUUUGAACAUCCAAACAAGGCAUUUGGUUGGGCAGCUAGAGACACUUCUGGUGUUCUUUCCCCUUUCAACUUCUCCAGAAGAGAAACGGGUGAAAAAGAUGUGGCAUUUAAAGUACUGUAUUGUGGGAUAUGUCACUCGGAUCUUCAUAUGAUAAAGAAUGAAUGGGGCAUGUCUACCUAUCCACUAGUUCCUGGGCAUGAGAUUGCUGGUAUAGUGACGGAGGUAGGAAGCAAAGUAGAGAAGUUCAAAAUUGGAGACAAAGUGGGUGUGGGAUGCUUAGUUGAUUCGUGUCGUGCAUGCCAAAACUGUGAGGAAAAUCUUGAGAAUUAUUGCCCUAAACAAACAAAUACAUAUAGUGCCAAAUACAGUGAUGGAAGCAUCACAUAUGGAGGGUACUCUGACUCAAUGGUUGCAGAUGAGCACUUUAUAGUUCACAUUCCUGAUGGCUUACCACUUGAAUCUGCUGCUCCUCUCCUUUGUGCCGGUAUUACUGUGUAUAGUCCUCUUCGAUAUUUUGGACUCGACAAGCCUGGUAUGAAUAUAGGUAUUGUUGGUCUUGGUGGACUUGGUCACUUGGGUGUGAAGUUUGCAAAAGCUUUUGGAGCUAAUGUAACAGUAAUUAGUACAUCACCCAACAAAGAGAAAGAAGCAAUAGAAAACCUAGGAGCUGAUUCAUUUCUUAUAAGUCAUGACCAAGAUAAAAUGCAGGCUGCGAUGGGUACUUUGGAUGGCAUCAUCGAUACAGUUUCAGCGGAUCAUCCUCUCUUACCUCUAGUUGGUUUAUUAAAAUAUCACGGAAAACUUGUAAUGGUCGGUGCACCUGACAAGCCUCCGGAGCUCCCUCACAUUCCUUUAAUAAUGGGGAGAAAGACGAUAUCUGGCAGUGGCAUUGGAGGCAUGAAAGAGACACAAGAAAUGAUUGAUUUUGCUGCUAAACACAAUAUAAAACCAGACAUCGAAGUCAUACCAGUGGAUUAUGUUAACACAGCAAUGAAGCGACUCCUCAAAGCAGAUGUCAAAUAUCGAUUUGUGCUCGAUAUCGGAAACACUUUAAAACCUAGUUCUUAACUUUUGUACAACUCCACUGUCUGUUGUUCGGAUCACCAUCACAAUUAUUACGAUUUUUGUUUGUUUAUCCAAUUUUUUUUAAGGAUGUUUGUUUAUCCAAUAUUGUCGAUUGUUUUUUCUUCUUCUUGUAUACAAUAAAGGUUUUUGAUCUUGGACAGAGAGCGUCUGCGGUUGAAAAUCAUAGGGAUUCAAAUUCAGCACUAUUCACAUAUAUGUGAAUGAAUAAUGUAUUUUCUGUUAUAGAAUAAUGUAUGUGUUUUAUGAUGUGAAUUUCAACUUGUUACAACUA
Medicago truncatula (barrel medic) is the source of this 1455-nucleotide messenger RNA. RefSeq names its product probable mannitol dehydrogenase. The record is from RefSeq and is a predicted model, not a curated record. NCBI's taxonomy places the organism in Eukaryota, Viridiplantae, Streptophyta, Magnoliopsida, Fabales, Fabaceae. The coding region runs from base 81 to 1166 and encodes 361 amino acids. Gene Ontology annotation, molecular function: oxidoreductase activity, acting on the CH-OH group of donors, NAD or NADP as acceptor; zinc ion binding. The transcript is spliced from 5 exons.